ACCAUUUCAAUAUUUUUCCACAUAAACAAAACAAAACAACAAUGAGCAUUUGUUCCACCACUCUUUUGAUCCUCCAUCUGGUGAUGUCCGCGUUCAUCAUGUCAAUGUUGGCAACGGCUAGCACUGUAGGAAGGGACGAGUUUAGUUGGAUGUCCAAACAAUUAGGAGGAGGAGGGUGCACGGGGUCUAUAGCCGAGUGUAUGGGAGAUGCUGCAGAAAUGGAAAUGGAAUCCGAAAGCACUAGACGCAUUUUAGCAACCACGGAUCAUAUAAGCUACGAUGCAUUAGAUGCGAACAAUGUGCCUUGUUCACAAAGAGGUGCUUCGUAUUAUAAUUGUCGGUCUGGAGGUCAAGCUAACCCUUACCAACGUGGUUGUAGUACUAUUACUCGUUGCCAACGUUAGAUUUCUAUCUACUUUUUUCUCAAGUAUACAUUUGGGGGAUGAAUUUCAUCUCAUAUGCUCCGAUCCCCCUUCUAUAAAUUAAUUUUUACUCUUGCUCUU
This is a messenger RNA of Erigeron canadensis, 503 nucleotides long. Its product is annotated as rapid alkalinization factor-like. Lineage: Eukaryota; Viridiplantae; Streptophyta; Magnoliopsida; Asterales; Asteraceae. Bases 42 to 404 code for a protein of 120 amino acids. The record is from RefSeq and is a predicted model, not a curated record. The transcript has a single exon.